AUGGACGACGCUGUGUUACCUGAAGAAUGGCCCCAGAUCAUUCGCCUCUCCCUGCAAUCUUCUAACAGCCUCAUCGGAACGCUCGCAGACACCGGUGGCGUCCCCGAAUCGGAACAUACCCGCAAGAUCAUCGCAGCCAUCCUAUGGCAUCGCAAGUUCCUCCUGACAUACUACGCAUGGAUUGUCCUCGCAGUUGCUGUUACUGGGGGCGUUCACUUCUACAAGAGGACCGCGCCCAAACCUAAGAGAAGGGACAAGAAUGAUCCGAGACUCAGAAACCAUGGCGUUGCUGCAACGAGCUUGUCGUCAUCAUCAAGCAGUACAUUGACAGCCCGAGGGACAAGUACACCCCCGCAGAAAGAAGAUGGGUUCGACAGUGGAGAGACGACGCCGUUGCUGUCCCAAUCCUGGCCAACUUCUCGACGACGACCAGCUGUUCUCGAUCGGCUGAAAUCCUUCUUGAUGUUCCAGCCUCGACCCAUUCCAGCACUAACGUCUCCCUCGAAUACUCUCCCUAACAACGCCACCACCCUUGUCGUCCUCCUCUUUCUCGCUGUCAACCUGUUCUAUCUCUUCUACCACAUCCCCCUAUCGCUGCCAUGGAUCUUCAUCCUCGCCGAUCGAGCUGGUCUGCUCUUCGUUGUGAAUCUACCCGUCCUCUACUUCCUGGCCGCCAAAAACAACCAACCCCUCAAAUACCUUACAGGAUGUUCUUAUGAGGGUCUCAACAUCUUGCACCGUCGUCUUGGCGAGUGGAUGACCUGUUUCGCCGUCAUUCACAUGUGCGGAAUGCUCGCUGUUUGGUACACCCUCCUCCGGCCCCUAGGGUUUUCCCUGCUCCGCUUCCUCACUACGAAACUCGUUUUUCUCGGUAUCUGUGCAGUGAUAUCUUAUUAUGUCAUCUAUAUCACGAGCGUUGGAUGGUUCCGCCAGCUCUACUACGAAACCUUCCUGGUGAUGCACAUCAUUUUCCAGCUUGUUGCUCUGGUAUUUCUGUUUUUCCAUUAUCAUACAGCCCGCCCCUAUGUCAGCGCAGCGUUGGCCGUCUGGGCCGUCGACAGGCUCCUUUGGCGCAUGACACUGUCGUCUCGAAGAUUCAUUGCGACAUUAGAUGUCGCUCCAGAUGGCCACACUGUCCUGGUCCACUGCGAGAUCCCCCUGGACCACCAAAGACGACCAGUUCUUGGAAUACAGACAAAUCUCCGUCAUGGAUGGCUUCCCAGUCAGCACGUGUUUCUCAGCGUUCCUUCUAUGGGCUUCAAGUAUCGUUUUCAAGCACACCCGUUUACGAUAGCUUCACCUGCUCCACCAGAAAAUAUAGCCGCUAUGAGAUCAUGGCCUCUCCAACUCACAAUCCGCGCAAUAGACGGAUUCUCCCUCGCUCUGCUCCACUACGCCCGCCACCAUCAACAUUGUGAAGUCGUCCUCGACGGUCCUUACGGCAGCACCUCAGCCCUAGCUGCCGCACAGUCGGCAGAUCGUGUGUGCUUCGUCGCCGGAGGCAGCGGGAUCGCGGUUACCUAUCCGCUUUGUUGGGCGAUUCGUGUUCGAAAGGGGAGCAGUGCUGAUGCUGGUCUCCUUCUGAGCACAAGGACUGCAUAUAAGAACGGGCUGAAGACCACUCCAACCGCUGUUGCAGAUUCAGCUCCAUGGUUAUCCGACUCGAAGUACGCACAUUUUUGGGUAAGGCAGGAAAAGCUACAUGGACAAUGGAUCUGCACAGUACCACGAGCGAGCGCAGUCAAGUCACGCUACGACGGCGAAAACGGUAACGAGGCAAUGAUCCGUUCUGCUGCACAACAAGAAUGUUGCGAUGACGCCGUAGCUUUAGUAACACAGGCCUUUGACACACGAUCUUAUGGCGGCGAAGGUGGCCGACCAGAUAUGCAGAGCGAGAUCUACAGCUGGGUCACGUCCGUCUCCCCGUCCUCCUCGGCCGACGUGCCUGGAAUUUCUUCAUCAUCUUCAUCUUCCACGGCGCUAGACGAAGGCCCACCGGGCUCAUCCCCUACAUCUUCAUCAUCCCUGCUUCGUCCACCCUCGCUGCAGAGUCCCAACACCAACUUCAGAAAUAUACCAUACACUCCCUCGACACAGAAGAAUACAGAUAUAGAUACCACUCAGGGCAGGAAUAGGGAGAAGAUCUGCAUCAUCGUCUCCGGCCCUGACGGCCUGGUGCGUGACGUGCGAAACGUGGCCGCCGACCUUGUCCGGCAAGGAGGCUGGGACAUUGAUGUGUAUGCUGAGAAAUUUGGAUGGUAG
Fonsecaea multimorphosa CBS 102226 is the source of this 2262-nucleotide messenger RNA. RefSeq lists its product as uncharacterized. Gene Ontology annotation, biological process: iron ion transport; copper ion import; intracellular iron ion homeostasis. Bases 1 to 2262 code for a protein of 753 amino acids. Gene Ontology annotation, cellular component: plasma membrane. The record is from RefSeq and is a predicted model, not a curated record. Gene Ontology annotation, molecular function: ferric-chelate reductase activity. The transcript has a single exon. NCBI's taxonomy places the organism in Eukaryota, Fungi, Ascomycota, Eurotiomycetes, Chaetothyriales, Herpotrichiellaceae.